AUGGGGCCCGAGCUGAUAUGGACUUCCAUUUGGGCUCUGUGUUACGGCAUUGGUUUACUGCUCUUGAGCAUCUCAACCAUUGUGUUUUAUAGGCUGUUUCUUCACCCGCUUUCACGAGUCCCUGGCCCGAGACUUGCCGCCGUUUCCAACAUAUGGCAUGCGUAUCACGCUCGAAAUGGACGAAUGUUUGAACUGGGCCGGACUUUGCACCAGAAAUAUGGCGAAGUUGUGCGGAUUGGCCCUAAUGAACUGUGGUUUAACAGCCCAGAAGCUUUUGACAAGAUUUACAGUAGCACAAAGGGAUUCGAAAAGACGGAUUUUUAUUCUAUAGUGGCAACCAGCUUGAGUACGCCCAAGAUCGAUUGCUUCUUGCGGCCUCACUUUGCCGAUAGUUUGGAUCUACUUUCGGAGCGAGACAUGAAGCGCUACCGUCUUCAAAGACGAUUGAUAGGGCGGGUCUACCAAACGGCCAGUGUGAUCAAGUUCGAAGCAGCAGUCGACGAGGUUAUCAAGCAGGCGAUUGCCCGAUUGGAAGCCCUCGAUGGUGCUGAGAUAGACUUGAAGGAGUGGAUGCACAUCAUUGCCGUGGAAUGUCUUGGAGCUUCAGUCAUCUCGUGGUCCCCAGGGUUGCUUAAAGCGGGAACAGACUGGGGAUCCAGCGCUCAUAGUUACCUUGGCUGGAGAAGGAAGAGCGUCAUGGGACUUUUCCCAACUCUGACCAAAAUGACAAUGCGGUCGAACCUCUUUGAGUGGAUAUUCAGGGAUGUCUGGGACCUGAAGUACGUUGCUACGCCCAACUUCAGGUCCUUCUUUCCUGAUGUGGGGAAGCGAAUCUCUCGAAGAAUCAAAUCUACCUUGAAACCAAAUGCCCCUAAAGAUAACCGAGCAGAUCUGCUGGCGGAUCUCAUCCAGCUUCAUAAAGACAAACCAGAUUUCACCGAGAACUAUCUCAGGAAAAUGGCCGUGACCAAUUUUGGAGCGGGACAUGAGACAAUGGCAUCGACUUUGACAUCAAUUUUCACCAUGAUUGGAACACACGACGACGUGCAGAAAAGACUGCAAUAUACUCGCGCAGCAAUAAGAGAGGCUAUGCGCCUCCACCCGGUCCUGAGCAUGUCUCUUCCUCGCCGCGUUCCUGAUAUGGGCUCCCAUAUUCAUGGCUACUUCAUUCCGGGAGGCACGACAGUCGGGUGCAACCCCGUGGCGUUGCAUCGAAAUGCAAAUGUCGUGAUAGGACCAGAUCCAGAUGCCUACAACCCUGAUCGCUGGCUCGGUGGCGAGACUUUGGACAUUCGCCUCAUGGACCGAUAUAGUCUCAACUGGGGCGGCGGACCGAGGACUUGUCCGGGAAAGAACUUGGCCGAAAUGGUUGUAUAUAAAGUCGUAUCAGCCCUAUUCGAGCGAUUCGAUGUGGAGGUGGCAACACCGCCGGAAAUUGGGCAGCCGUCAUACUUCUUGUCAAUGAUUACGGGAGUCAAGGCCCGGUUCUCGUCUGUCGCUCCACAGAUGGCGGGGAAAGACUGUCUCUAG
Trichoderma breve is the source of this 1530-nucleotide messenger RNA. Its product is annotated as cytochrome p450 domain-containing protein. The transcript is spliced from 5 exons. Gene Ontology annotation, molecular function: iron ion binding; heme binding; oxidoreductase activity, acting on paired donors, with incorporation or reduction of molecular oxygen. The record is from RefSeq and is a predicted model, not a curated record. Lineage: Eukaryota; Fungi; Ascomycota; Sordariomycetes; Hypocreales; Hypocreaceae. Bases 1 to 1530 code for a protein of 509 amino acids.